GUCUUGUGACAGACGUCAAACCCCGAAAAUGGGCGGACACAAUUCGUUCGCAAUUGCCGGUCUAGUACGCGUAGUACAUAAUUAUAAGUCAAUGUAUUUGAUACCUGUUGUCUGGCUACACUCUUAUCAAUGUCAAUGACCUUAACCUACGAAAUGUCACUUUCAACAAGUUGAUUAUAGUUAUUUAUUUGCCCGGUUCACACGAGUUCCUAGUUUUCCACAAAAUAACAAAUCAUGACGAUCAUAAAAGUAGCAAAUGAAACUGAGGUGAUUAGUAAGCUAAGUAUGUAUGUGGAGAAAAUAUCGAACGACGCUAUUUACAAUCGGGGAAAGUUUUACAUUGGGUUAUCAGGUGGUUCCGUGCUUAAGUUCCUCUGUGAAGGGCUGCCGAAGGUCAACACUGUGUGGUCGAAAUGGACCCUGGCGUUCUGCGACGAGCGGGUAGUACCAGAGGACAAUGAGGACUCCACGUUCGGCGUUUACAAGAGGGAACUCAUACCUAAGACUGAAUUAAAAGAGGAGCAAUUUGUUGUCUUGAAACAAGGUGUCCCCGCUGAAGAAGCAGCAAAAGACUAUACAGAAAAACUAAAAUCAGCCUUUAACAGUGAAGAAUUCAAAUUUGACCUGCUCCUCCUGGGCAUGGGGCCCGAUGGCCACACUUGUUCCCUGUUUCCGGGACAUCCACUACUGGAAGAAACCAGCUUGAAGGUGGCAGCCAUCACAGACUCUCCAAAACCACCUCCAGCAAGGAUCACAUUGACAUUCCCUGUGAUAAACUCGGCAAGGAAUUGUAUUUUUGCUAUUAGUGGGGCAGGGAAGGCAGACAUGGUGAAGCGUAUCUUAAAGGAUAAGGAAGACCUGCCUUCAGCUCGCGUGAAGCCGCAAGGCGCGCUGUACUGGAUUGUCGACAACGCCGCCGCCGCGCAUAUAUGAAUAUCAAUGUUGCUGACCAAUACUAGACUUGAUGACAUUACUAAGAUUAACUUUAGGGUAGGUACAGUCCAGAAAUUUGUUAUCUGUACCUCUGUGUAUCAUCUUAAUAGGUACCUUGUCACAGUGACAAUCAAUACGAAGCCGCCACGAAAGUAGAGGUCCGCGCCACGCCAGCGCGCCGCUGCCGACUUGCCCGGCGCGCUGCCGUCGUCAAAAAAGUCACGCCGAUCUCAAAAUUUCAAACUAAAUUUGAUAAUUUCAAUGUCCGGUGGACGCAUUCAAGGUCGCUUUGUCGGCCUAGGCCAUCGAUGUUGUAUGAAAAUCUAUUGCCAGCGCGCCUCUCUCAAGCGCGAGCAACGCAGUAUCUCGCAGCCUAUUAUUGCGAACGUAAAAACAAUAUUUCUACGAAUAUUUUGAGAAAAGCCAGUGUUUUAAUUUCUCUAAAACGAUAACCUUCACGCCGGCGGCGCCGGUGCUCCGCUGCCGGUGUUUUGGGCUGCGGCGCGGAACUCUAUGAGUAAGUAUUAAGUGGCACAGAAAUUAGGUUGUCUGACCAUACCUUACCUUAAUAUGCCCUUAUUGUAAUGCCUUAAUGUCUAGUACCCGUACAAUGAUGACUUUGUGAUGAGCUAAAUAUUGUGAUAAUUUGAAAAUAUUUCAUAGCCUGAAGGUUUUAAUAAUUAAGAGAAGAGGUCAAAGGCAGUAAUUUUUUUAUGCACAAGUGUUUGAAAAUGUCCGAGUUUAUAUAUAUAUAUUUUACAAUUAAAAGAAUAUAAUUAUAUAUUCAAUUAGCGAUUUUAUAAGCCUAAACGUCCACCAAAAAUAUUUUAAAUGUACUCAAUUUUAAAAAUACAUACCUAGCGGUGUUUCAGAAAGCAGGUAUGUGGUGUAAAGUAGUCACAGACGGAAUUUCUGCCGUUUUUAGUCUGUGCUUAGGGUGGUAUUCCACCUUUCCAAUGUUCAAUGAGUCUCACUAUCUCAUUAAGCAAAAUGUGACACGCAAAUACACAUUGGACAGGUGGAAUACCACCCUUUGAGCUUCAUGAAAUGUGUCACAGGCCGCUCAUUGCAUUUACUCUUAUCAACCUUAUGAUAGCAUCUCUGUUACAAAGUGUUCUGCCUUUGAUCUUAAUAGAUAUCGUAGUUAAACUACUUGAGGUGGAAGUGUGUUUGAGAAGGAUUUUUAAUACUUACGUCAUAUUUCUAGGGUUUUAUACAUUCCUGUUAAACAUUGUUUUUCAAAUAAAAAUGCUAACAGUU
Messenger RNA from Cydia pomonella (codling moth), 2193 nucleotides. It is a transcript of the gene 6pgl, whose product is annotated as 6-phosphogluconolactonase. The transcript has 4 exons. Bases 235 to 933 code for a protein of 232 amino acids. The record is from RefSeq and is a predicted model, not a curated record. NCBI's taxonomy places the organism in Eukaryota, Metazoa, Arthropoda, Insecta, Lepidoptera, Tortricidae. Gene Ontology annotation, molecular function: 6-phosphogluconolactonase activity. Gene Ontology annotation, biological process: carbohydrate metabolic process; pentose-phosphate shunt.